Drosophila grimshawi is the source of this 1521-nucleotide messenger RNA. It is a transcript of the gene Tgt, whose product is annotated as queuine tRNA-ribosyltransferase catalytic subunit. NCBI's taxonomy places the organism in Eukaryota, Metazoa, Arthropoda, Insecta, Diptera, Drosophilidae. Gene Ontology annotation, molecular function: tRNA-guanosine(34) queuine transglycosylase activity. The coding region runs from base 170 to 1408 and encodes 412 amino acids. Gene Ontology annotation, cellular component: cytosol. The transcript is spliced from 2 exons. The record is from RefSeq and is a predicted model, not a curated record.
UAGCGUCGAUAAUAAAUGAUAAUCGGCGCAACAGCUGGUUAUUUUAAUGCUUGCGAUAUGCGGUCACACUUGCCAGCGCAGGCGAUUUGUUUACGUUUUGUGUAGCACGUGUUUUUGUAUUAUUAUUAUUAUUAAUAAAUUAUUAGUAAUUGUAAUAAACGUGUUUUAAAUGGGUAGCAAAAUACCACCCCUAACCUACAAGGUUGUGGCCGAGUGCUCCGUGUCCAAGGCGCGCGCUGGCCUAAUGAUGCUGAGACACAGCGAAGUGCGCACGCCGGUAUUUAUGCCCGUGGGUACACAGGGCACACUGAAAGGCGUACUGCCAGAUCAGCUCAUCGAACUGGAUUGCCAGAUCCUGCUGGGCAACACUUAUCAUUUGGGUUUGCGACCCGGCAUCGAAACACUUCAACGCGCCGGCGGAUUGCACAAUUUCAUGGGUUGGCCACGGGCGAUCUUAACAGAUUCGGGUGGAUUUCAGAUGGUUUCGCUGCUGCAGCUGGCGGAGAUCGAUGAGCGGGGAGUCAACUUUCGUUCGCCCUUCGAUAACAGUGAGUGUAUGUUGACGCCGGAGCACUCGAUGCAAAUACAGAAUGCCAUUGGAGCGGACAUCAUGAUGCAGCUGGACGAUGUGGUGAAGACGACGACAACGGGUCCACGCGUCGAGGAGGCCAUGGAACGCACCAUACGCUGGGUGGAUCGCUGCCUGAAGGCCCACGCCCGCGACGACGACCAAUCUCUGUUUCCCAUUGUCCAGGGUGGAUUGGAGAUUCCGUUGCGGGAGCGAUGUGUGAGUGCCUUAAUGGAGCGACAGGUGCGUGGCUUUGCCGUUGGUGGGUUAAGUGGUGGUGAGAGCAAACACGACUUUUGGCGUAUGGUUCAUGUCUGCACGGAUCACUUGCCACGUGAUAAACCUCGUUAUUUGAUGGGCGUCGGAUUUGCCGCAGAUUUGGUUGUGUGUGUUGCCCUCGGCGUCGAUAUGUUCGAUUGUGUGUUUCCCACGCGAACUGCGCGCUUUGGUUGCGCCUUGGUGGACAGCGGACAGCUGAAUCUGAAGCAUCAGAAAUAUAAGCACGAUAUGGAGCCCAUUGAUGCGGCUUGUGGCUGUGGCACGUGUCGACGCUACUCGCGUUCCUAUCUCCACCACAUUGCCACCAACGAGAGUGUUUCGUGCUCCCUGCUCAGCGUCCACAAUGUCGCUUAUCAGCUGCGCCUGAUGGGCUCCAUGCGUGAAGCAAUCCAACACGAUAAAUUUCCACAAUUUGUGCGCGAUUUUAUGGAAAGGCAUUAUGGAAGCGAACCGAUUCCCAAUUGGAUUCGUGAAGCAUUAAAAGCUGUAAAAAUUGAAUUGGCACUUGAUUCAACGAAAGGAGAAGGAGCCGGCGAAAGUAGCAAGCAGUUGGUAAACUGAAAUAAUUGAUACCCUACAAUUGACGUAUUUACAUUUGUAUAUGAAAAAGGAAAGUGUAAAAAUUAAGAACGUAAGAGCAUUUCUAAUAAAAUAUCCAAUAUGACUAAACAAAA